Molecule: messenger RNA, 1530 nt
Organism: Cucurbita moschata (crookneck pumpkin)
Lineage: Eukaryota; Viridiplantae; Streptophyta; Magnoliopsida; Cucurbitales; Cucurbitaceae
Product: zinc finger protein VAR3, chloroplastic-like
Exons: 8
Coding region: 95-1393 (432 amino acids)
Cellular component (GO): cytoplasm
Molecular function (GO): mRNA binding
Source: RefSeq, a predicted model, not a curated record
ACCACGCCCAACGACGCAGCUCGGGCAGAGCCGCCGGCAAUGGAAUCGAGGAGAUAGGAGGACCGCCCCCUGGGGCGGAACUAAAUAGCAUAUCAUGUCCCCUACAAAAUUCCUACACUUCGGCACUGCAAUCUCCCGAGCAACAUCCAGAUCUCUAUCGCCACUCCUCUUCCCCAGAAGAUUCUUCAUCAAGUGCAGCUCUUCUACUACGCUAGAUUCCGCCGGCGACGGCGGCGGCGUUGAUGCGCCUCAACCACACUCCAGCCUCAUUCACCACCCCUGGCCUGAAUGGAUUUCCUUUGUCGACGGCCUGAAGACCAAAGGUUACUUGAUCGAACCUCCUUCGGAAGAUGCAAACGGAGAUGGGAGCAGUAGUGAUGCAGUUACGCCAUCCGAGACUGAUUACAGCGACAUGAACGUGCUGAAGGAUGCUUGCCUUAGCUUUGCGCGCGACCGCCACGAUAUUUUAGAGUCAUUGUCCAGAGAUGAUAUUCAAACGGUAAUGAAGGAUGGAUGUCCCAAUCUCUUCCGGAAAGUUGUCAAUUCAGCUAAAAGGUUAAGGGCUUAUGUGCAUCUAGAUGAAGGGGAGGUUUGUAGUACUUGCAACCUUCGAGGCUCCUGUGAUAGAGCUUAUGUUAUUAUGAAGGAAACAGAAGCUGCAAGAACUGUGGAUGUAGCUAGAAUAUUGUUGGCCUAUGCAUUGGAUCCACUUGUUUUGUCUGGAGGGGACAAAGCUUUGGGUAGAGAGCAUGUCGAAGUCUCUAUCAGGAAAUUGCUUUCUGAGAUAUCUGAACUGAGUGAAGAACCCAUUGAGGCAGCUGCAGCAGUGAAGGCUGAUACAAAAACUCCAUCAAGAAAAGAAACGCCUUCAAAACUUACAAAUGAUGCAUUGUAUAAAGAUGUUGAGAUGAAAAGAGGAGAUUGGAUGUGCUCAAAGUGCAAUUUUUUGAAUUUUUCAAGAAACAAAAGAUGUUUAAAAUGCAAUGAAGAAGGUCCUAAAAGAGUUGGGGCAGAUGAUAUAGAAAUGAAGAGCGGAGAUUGGAUCUGCCCAGAGUGUAAAUUCAUGAACUUCUCAAGAAACAUUCAGUGCUUAAAGUGCAAAAGCAAGAGGCCGAAGAAGAUUAAUAAUGUUGAUGAAAUUGAAAUGAAGAAGGGAGAUUGGAUCUGCCCGCAAUGUGAAUUCAUGAACUUUGCGAGUAAGAAGGAAUGCUUGCGAUGCCGAGAACAUCGUCCAAAGAGGGAGCUGAGUCCAGGAGAAUGGGAAUGCCCCUCAUGUGACAUUUUUAAUUACAGACGGAACAUGAUGUGCCGCAACUGCAAUUGUGAGCGCCCUACACAAGAAAUAAGCGCGGAGUGCCAGGAACAUCUAUGGGAGUCACCCACGGAAAGGUGAACCAACUAUUUUAUGCCAUUAUUUUGGCUCCAAGUAUAUCAAUUUUCUCUCUUUCCAAUUCCAUGGGAUGUUUAUUCACUUGAUGAGUAUUGCCGCUCCAAGUAGUCUAGAAAUGAGGGUUUUAUCCAUUCAAGGAA